AUGUACAGAAGAUUAGUCGCAUUCAGCAGAAAGCCAUUGAGGAAAUCAACCGUGGGCGCCUCAUCUGUUCGUCCAUUCUCACAAACAAUCAUCGAAACUUCAAACCCUGUCACCGGUGAACUCCACAUAACCACCAAUUUCACCAACGGUACUCAACCACCCAAGGGAUCAACCAUCUCCUUGAAAUCUGCCAAGAGAGAUGCCACCCAGUUUGGUACUAGACCUAUUUAUCUUGAUGUUCAAGCCACCACACCCACCGACCCUCGUGUUUUGGAUAAGAUGAUGGAAUUCUAUACUGGGUUGUAUGGUAAUCCUCAUUCCUCCACCCACUCCUACGGUUGGGAAACUGAUCGUGAAGUGGAAAAGGCCAGAGAAUACAUUGCUGAUGUCAUUAACGCCGAUCCCAAGGAAAUCAUCUUCACUAGUGGUGCCACCGAAUCAAACAAUAUGGUCAUCAAGGGUGUUCCUAGAUUUUACAAAAAUACCAAAAAACACAUAAUCACCACUCAAACCGAGCAUAAAUGUGUCUUGGACUCUGCUAGACAUAUGCAAGAUGAGGGAUUCGAAGUCACUUAUUUACCUGUUGACUCUCAUGGUUUGAUAAACUUGGACGACUUGAAGAACGCUAUUAGAAAAGACACCGCUUUAGUUUCCAUCAUGGCUGUCAAUAACGAAAUCGGGGUCAUUCAACCAAUCAAGGAAAUUGGGGAAAUCUGUAGAAAGAACAAGAUUUUCUUCCAUACCGAUGCCGCUCAAGCAUUUGGUAAGAUUCCAAUCGAUGUCAAUGAAAUGAAGAUUGAUUUGUUGUCUAUCUCAUCGCACAAGAUCUACGGUCCAAAGGGUAUUGGUGCGGUUUACGUUAGAAGAAGACCUAGAGUAAGAUUGGAACCACUCAUCAACGGUGGUGGUCAAGAAAGAGGGUUGAGAUCCGGUACUUUGGCCCCACCAUUAGUUGCUGGUUUUGGUGAAGCUGCCAGAUUAAUCAAACAAGAAAUGGAAUAUGACCAAAAAUACAUUGAUAGACUUUCCAACAAAUUAAAAUCAGGAUUAUUGGCUAUUCCAUCUACUCAAUUAAACGGUUCCGAAGAUCCAAACUCUCAAUACCCUGGUUGUGUCAAUGUUUCGUUUGCCUACAUUGAAGGUGAAUCCUUAUUGAUGGCCUUGAAAGACAUUGCUUUGUCUUCUGGAUCUGCAUGUACUUCUGCAUCAUUAGAGCCUUCCUAUGUUUUACAUGCUUUGGGAGCCGAUGAUGCGUUAGCCCAUUCGUCAAUCAGAUUUGGGAUUGGAAGAUUUACUACAGAGCAAGAAGUUGAUUAUGUUAUUCAAGCCAUUAACGAACGAGUUGAAUUCUUGAGAAAAAUGUCGCCAUUAUGGGAAAUGGUUCAAGAAGGGAUUGAUUUGAAUAGUAUCGAAUGGAGUGGCCAUUAA
Spathaspora passalidarum NRRL Y-27907 is the source of this 1428-nucleotide messenger RNA. RefSeq names its product Spl1p (gene SPL1). The record is from RefSeq and is a predicted model, not a curated record. Gene Ontology annotation, biological process: [2Fe-2S] cluster assembly. Lineage: Eukaryota; Fungi; Ascomycota; Pichiomycetes; Serinales; Debaryomycetaceae. The transcript has 2 exons. Bases 1 to 1428 code for a protein of 475 amino acids. Gene Ontology annotation, cellular component: cytosol; nucleus; mitochondrion. Gene Ontology annotation, molecular function: pyridoxal phosphate binding; cysteine desulfurase activity.